CAAGAACAAAAGUUGCAAGAUUUCUCUUCGAUUCAUGUUUAUUUAGCUUUCUCACAAACCUGGAAAACAGUGAUAAAGGCGGAGAGAGUAGUGGAAUCAGGGUCUAAUGGUGGAGAAUCGGAGAAAUCUCUAAAAGAAAAAGGGAAUGAGUUCUUCAAAGCUGGGAACUACCUUAAAGCCGCAGCUCUCUAUACUCAAGCCAUCAAGCUCGAUCCUUCUAACGCUACUCUCUACAGUAACCGAGCUGCUGCAUUUUUGAGUCUAGUUAAGCUUAGCAAAGCCUUAGCUGUUGCUGAGACUACCAUCAAACUCAACCCUCAAUGGGAGAAGGGGUACUUCAGGAAAGGUUCUGUGCUUGAAGCCAUGGAAAAAUACCAAGAUGCCUUGUCUGCAUUUGAAAUGGCUCUGAAGCACAAUCCACAAAGCGCAGAAGUUUCAAGAAAGAUCAAGAGGCUCGGCCAGUUGCACAAGGAGAAACAGAGAGCUCAAGAGCUGGAGAGUUUGAGAUCUAAUGUCAACAUGGCUAAGCAUCUCGAGAGCUUUAAAUCUGAAUUGUCUGCAAACUAUGGAGCUGAAGAGUGUUGGAAAGAGAUGUUUUCUUUUCUUGCUGAGACUAUGGAAACAGCUGUGAAGUCGUGGCACGAGACAUCUAGAGUCGAUACUAGAGUCUAUUUCCUUCUUGACAAUGAGAAAACGCAAACCGAUAAGUACGCACCAGUAGUCAACAUCGAUAAGGCUUUUGAGUCACCAAACACACACAGUAACUGCUUUACGUAUCUGAGGCAAUACGCAGAAGACUCCUUCUCCAAAGCUGCUUGCUUAGUAACAGCAAAGAGUAGUAUAUCUUAUCCGCAGGUGUGGAAAGGUCAAGGCUCAAGGAAGUGGAAACUGGGACAAAACGAUGGGAUCUUUGUUCAGUUUGAGUCUCCUUGUAUUCGAAGUGUUUGGUUCAUUCCUAGCACCAAAGAAAAGGGUCAAACGUUUUGCAGGGAACCUCAAGCUCUAGAUAUAGGCGCACAUGAGAUUCUACCUCGCAUCUUCAAGGAAACAUCGAAGAGCUCGUAAGAGGGCAUUGCUGUGUUUCAGCAGGAGUCCGUCUCUAUAUCCAGUUUUUGAUCAAGGCUGAAAAGAAGAGAUAAAAGAGUUCUCCUGCGCUACUCAGAGGACCAGCAUGUUUCUUCUUACUUGAGAGCUUAUCUUAUUCUGCAUUAACAUUAUUCAGGAUGUCUUCAAGUGUGCAGCAACCUUUGUGUGCGUUUAGAUUGCUUCAAAAAAAAAAAAGGCCACACGGUCUCACUUUUGCACUUUCUCUUAUAAUUAAAACUGAAAAACUGUACUUGCGCAAGCUACUUUGCAUCCUCUCUAAACCCUUGUUAUCGAGGUUUAAGCCGUUGAAGUAAGGAGUCUGAUUUUGAUUCAUGCAACUCUUUUCAAGCCUUGUGGUAUUUGUAAAGAUUCGGAGAGUCUUUGUUUUAAGUC
Raphanus sativus (radish) is the source of this 1479-nucleotide messenger RNA. RefSeq lists its product as uncharacterized. Gene Ontology annotation, molecular function: Hsp90 protein binding. The record is from RefSeq and is a predicted model, not a curated record. Lineage: Eukaryota; Viridiplantae; Streptophyta; Magnoliopsida; Brassicales; Brassicaceae. The transcript has 7 exons. The annotation marks the transcript as partial.